UAUCCCGUUAAUUAUGCUUUUUUCCGACUUUCUUCUCUCUCUCUCUCUUAAAAGAAAAGAGAUCGAUCAUAAAAUCAAGGCCAUCCAUUUCCAAAUUCCAUUUCCAUUAGUGAUUCCAUCCGUAAAUUCAUAUUUUGAAGAAGCGCAUGCGCAAUUCCCUCCUCUCUGCGUUUGUGUUCUUUAAGAUAUGGGAAGGAAGAAGAGCAGGCUAAUGACCAAACCCAAAAUCUCUAGAAUUGGAAGUUAUGCCAUUGCUUCCUCCAUUGCAGAACCCAAUUCAAUCUCUUGCACCACUUUCAACAUUCUAGCUCCAAUUUACAAGAGACUCAACAAAGAGGACCAGAUUUCCAGGGAAAGUGAUAUUAGACCUUAUUGGUGGAAGAGGAAUCAUAAAAUCUUGAACUGGCUAUUGUGUGAGCGUUCUUCCAUUAUUUGUCUUCAGGAAUUUUGGGUUGGGAAUGAGGAACUUGUUAAUAUGUAUGAGAAGAGACUUGGGAAUGCUGGUUACAUCAAUUUCAAGCUUGCCCGCACCAAUAACCGUGGAGAUGGUCUUCUAACUUCAGUGCACAAAGAUCACUUCAGAGUUCUAAAUCAUCGAGAAUUGUUGUUUAACGAUAUCGGAGACCGUGUUGCUCAGCUAUUGCACGUUGAAUAUUUCCCACCACAUUGUCUAAGCAAUGAUGUUCACCAAGAAAUGCUUAUUGUUAAUACCCACCUGUUGUUUCCACAUGAUUCAAGUUUUUGUUUGGUGAGAUUAAACCAGGUGUACAAAAUUUUGCAAUAUGUUGAAUCUUACCAGGAAGAACACAAGCUUAAUCCUUUACCUAUCAUCCUCUGUGGGGAUUGGAAUGGAAGUAAACGAGGUCAUAUUUACAAGUUCCUUAGAUCCCAAGGCUUUGCGUCGGCGUAUGAUACUGCGCAUCAGUAUACUGAUGCAGAUGAGCAAAAGUGGGUUAGCCAUAUUAAUCAUCGGGGAAACAUAUGCGGUGUGGAUUUUAUCUGGCUUCUUAAUCCUAAUAGAUACCGCAAAUUGCUCAAAACAAGUUGGAGUGAAGCAGUAUUUAGUAUGUUUAAGUAUUUACUUCGGAGAGCCUCCCUCACAGAGGAUGAUGCUUUUGCUUUCCUGAAAGCUGAUAGUGAGGGCGAUUAUAUUACAUACUCUGGUUUCUGUGAAGCAUCGCGACAACUUAAUUUAACUGGCCAUCCCCGUGGACUUAGUCUUGAAGAGUUGAGGGAUUUAUGGGUGCAAGCAGAUAUUGAUGGAAAUCGUGUUCUUGAUUACAAAGAAUUUCAGCAAAGGAUUUGGAAUCCUACAUGGUCAGAGAAAAGAGAAAUAGAAAAGAGCAGUAGCAGCAGCAGCAACAGCAACAAAGAGCCAGAAGAAGAAGAAGAAAAUGGUAAUAAAGAAGAACAAGUGGUAGGUUUCAGUGUGAAGAAUGCGGUUUUAUUCCCAACUGAAGUGGAGAAAGGUACUUGGCCGGAGAAUUACUCUUUAUCUGAUCAUGCACGAUUAACUGUCGUCUUCUCUCCAUUAAGGAUGCCCCAUGCUUGAUCAUAUCCUGCUCAAUCGCCGCCCCAUAUAUAUUUAUAUUUAUGAGACAGAAAUAUGUUUUCAACACAAAAACUAAUACAAUUGAAAGCAUUGUUAUAUAUAUAAAAAGGAGCAAGGCAACAACAGCUCAAUUGCUAUCAGCCACUACUAACAGAUAUUAAAAACUGUGAUUCAUGAAAAAGAAGCUGCAACACUCUCUGUCGAUCAAUUGAUCAAUCGAUCCAGACGGUUAGUCUUGUUCUUGUAUGAACUCGGUUCGAGAUAACUAAAUUAAGAGAGUGUUUUCAGUUUCUGAUCUUAGUUCUAGGAAUUUUUGGUAGAGGCUGGAAGCAAGAACAGUUGGUUUGUUUGAUUUCUUUUUAGUUUAUGUUUGUGUCUUGCACAGAACAUUUCUAUAUGUACUGUAAAUAUUAUUGGGUUUUCUAUCAGAAAUAAUAUGAAAUUUCAUGGGAUGCAGGCCAAGUUUU
This is a messenger RNA of Impatiens glandulifera, 2019 nucleotides long. RefSeq lists its product as uncharacterized. Gene Ontology annotation, molecular function: 3'-5'-RNA exonuclease activity. The record is from RefSeq and is a predicted model, not a curated record. The coding region runs from base 188 to 1552 and encodes 454 amino acids. The transcript has 10 exons. NCBI's taxonomy places the organism in Eukaryota, Viridiplantae, Streptophyta, Magnoliopsida, Ericales, Balsaminaceae.